AUGGUGGCGGAACCGGCCGCUGUUGCCGUGCGCGGCGUGACCUUCGACCUGGACGACACGCUGUGGUGUGGUAAGACUGUAAUCCGCAAGGCCAGCGCCGCCUUCCACUCAUAUCUGGCGCAGGCGACGCCUCAGCUAGCAGACAGGUUUCCUCCAGCGGCUUUUGACGAGUUGCUCGUCCAAUUCCAGCGCGCGCUGCCGGACCAUGCGCACGACUACACAUUCCUUCGCAAGUACACGCUGCGUCACUGCGUGGAAGUGUGUGGUGCUCAUGAAUUGAAUCUACACGAUCAAGUAGCGCUUGAGGCGUUUGUGGACGCCGCGUUCCUAUCUUUUCUAUUGCCGCGUAGCCAACCGGAGCCCCGGUCAAACGGUAUGAUCGACGUUGCGUCGCGGAUCUUGGGGGUAAUCACCCAAUGGAAAACUGGUGAAAUGGACAUUUUACUCAAAUAUUUCCAGCACCAUAUGCACUUUAUGAUCUCUGCGGAGCUCGUGGGCUCUGCCAAACCUGGACAGGCGAUCUUUGACGCGGCGGUGGCUAAAUUCCCGGCUUCCUACAGUCGCCAGCACCUCGUGCAUGUCGGCGAUCACUACAAAUGCGAUGUGGAAGGAGCCAAACGCGCCGGAUUGAGGACGAUCUGGGUGAAUGCCUCAUGGGCGAAGCCAGAUGCAUUGACUCGAACGGACUUAAGCAAUGAAGACGCAGAGCGCUAUGCUGCUGCAGACGCUAUUGUGAAAGAAGUGAAUAGUGUUCUGCUUGUUGUGGAGCGUUGGAAUUCACUUGCUGCUCGACCAGAGCGAAACGUGUAA
Molecule: messenger RNA, 810 nt
Organism: Phytophthora infestans T30-4
Lineage: Eukaryota; Oomycota; Peronosporomycetes; Peronosporales; Peronosporaceae
Product: haloacid dehalogenase-like hydrolase, putative
Exons: 2
Coding region: 1-810 (269 amino acids)
Source: RefSeq, a predicted model, not a curated record